Trichomycterus rosablanca is the source of this 1404-nucleotide messenger RNA. RefSeq names its product Rab geranylgeranyltransferase subunit beta (gene rabggtb). Gene Ontology annotation, molecular function: Rab geranylgeranyltransferase activity. Gene Ontology annotation, cellular component: Rab-protein geranylgeranyltransferase complex. Lineage: Eukaryota; Metazoa; Chordata; Actinopteri; Siluriformes; Trichomycteridae. Bases 50 to 1045 code for a protein of 331 amino acids. The record is from RefSeq and is a predicted model, not a curated record. The transcript has 9 exons. Gene Ontology annotation, biological process: protein geranylgeranylation.
UGUGCGCCGGGUGGUUCUGUGAGAAUCUCCGGGGUGUUUCUCUAACAGAAUGGGGACUCCAGUUAAAGAUGUGAUCGUUAAACCUGAUGCUCCAAACUCACUGCUGCUGGAGAAACACGCCGACUACAUCGCCGCCUACGGCUCCAGAAAAGACGAUUAUGAGUACACCCUGUCCGAGUACCUGCGCAUGAGCGGAGUUUACUGGGGUCUGACUGUGAUGGAUCUGAUGUCGCAGCUUCACCGCAUGAACCGAGACGACAUCAUCAGCUUCAUCAAAUCCAGCCAGCACGAGUGUGGAGGCAUCAGUGCCAGCAUGGGGCACGACCCGCACCUGCUGUACACCCUCAGUGCUGUACAGAUCCUGACGUUGUAUGACCGUGUUGGAUCCAUCGAUGUGGAGAAGGUGGUUGAUUAUGUUCGAGGGCUGCAGCAGGAGGACGGAUCGUUCGCAGGAGAUAAAUGGGGAGAGAUUGAUACCAGGUUUUCCUUCUGUGCUGUGGCAACACUGGCAUUACUGGGCAGGCUGGAUGAGGUGGACGUGGAGAAAGCUGUACAGUUUGUUCUCUCCUGUAUGAACUUCGAUGGAGGAUUUGGAUGCAGACCGGGCUCUGAGUCUCACGCCGGACAGAUCUACUGCUGUACUGGUUUCCUGUCUAUCACUGGGCAGCUGCACCAGGUUAACGCUGAUCUGCUGGGCUGGUGGCUCUGUGAGAGACAGUUACCGUCUGGAGGCCUGAACGGCAGACCUGAGAAGCUGCCGGAUGUUUGUUACUCGUGGUGGGUUCUGGCUGCGCUGAAGAUCAUCGGCAAGAUUCACUGGAUCGAUAAAGCCAAGCUGAGGACGUUUAUCCUGGCGUGUCAGGACGAAGAGACGGGAGGAUUUGCUGAUCGACCUGGAGACAUGGUGGAUCCGUUUCACACUCUGUUUGGUAUUGCUGGUCUCUCGUUACUGGGUGAUGAAACCAUUAAAGCCGUGAAUCCAGUCUUCUGUUUACCUGAGGAUGUUCUGCAGAGGAUCGGUCUCCACACCCCCCUGCUCACCUGAACCCUGUCUGUGAUUCCUGUGUCGUCAUGUCUGUUGUGUUAUUUAUUACUGACCUGGUGUGGAAGCACUGGUGUAUAAGAUCCUGUACAGUGUGUGAUGAUGGGUGCAGUGUGAUGCACUAUUAAAGCUCUGUGCUCUGAUGGUUUAUUACAGCUCAACAUUUCAGUAAAACUCUGUGUUCAUUAUUAAAGUACAGCGCUGAUAAACCUUCUGCACAUCAAUAUAAUAUAAUAUAAUAAAGUUUACACACCCCUGGUUACCUAUGAUUCUCCUGGGUGGGAGGAAUACUCAGUUUCAGUCGCUGUGCUUUUAUGUUUCGUGUUUUGUUUAACAAUAAUAUUAAAGUUUAAAUUGUUUUA